This is a messenger RNA of Plectropomus leopardus (leopard coralgrouper), 3339 nucleotides long. The record is from RefSeq and is a predicted model, not a curated record. Lineage: Eukaryota; Metazoa; Chordata; Actinopteri; Perciformes; Serranidae.
AUGGACACCUUUAGCAGUAAGUUACAGCAGAAGGCUCUGCAGCAACCUAAGCAGAAGAAAUCCAAGUCGGCUGAAUUUCUGAUGGGUGAAGAGGAGAGAGCUGCUCUGGUGGGCAUAGAAAACCCAUCCUUCGAUGGAGGAGGAAGCACUGAGCUUUCUGUUCCUCCGGUUUGGCUGGGGAGAGAAAUUCGAGGUGACAGGCCAGAUAGCACCCUUGCAGCUCACCCAAAAAAAUUGGAGCUGCAAGCCCCUGCCAAAGAAAGAGGAAAUAAACGUGCCCAAAAUUACUUUGACCCAUCGUCGGCAGAGCAGACAGACCCAAGGCAUCGCAGGACGGCUGGGGUCAGCGCUGAAGAUGAGCUGGAAUUAACAAUAUUGAAUGCUGAUGAAAACAGGCUGUAUCAAAGAAUGGCUGCCCUACUGGAUGAGGACGAUACCUUCAUAAAUAUACCUGGUACGCUGCUAGCCUCCAGGGAUGAGGAGGUGUUGGAGGUGAAGGCGGGUGAUCCGGUGCUUCAGCGGCGACUGCUGCUCCACGGUGGUGGUGAUGCCUCGGGCUCCAGGCCCUCCCAGGCCCAAACCAUUGCCAAAACCCAGGCUGGGGCCAGUGCUGGGCUGCGAGGAGAGGCUGGACUCGAAGUGGGGAGGAUGGUAAUGGGCAGAGAGAGCACUGUAAAAACAAGAACGGCUGAGGAGGUGAUCCCCCACUACGCCCAGCAGCUGAGGGAGCGUGUGCGGCCUGACAUGAUCACGCUUGGCAGCCUUUCACUGCAGCAGCAAGUGGCUCAGAAGGGACCGCUGAAGAGGAGUGAGUGGGCUAAGAGAAAGGAGAGACUAAUGGCCUUCUUCGCUGGGAAUGUUAAGGAGCCUCAUUCACAAAGAGACUGUGACGAGGCAGCCAGAGAAGCGCCGCAGCCCCGUCUGAACACGCUGCUUCAAACCAUUGAAAGCCCGUCACUCAGAGCGCUGGGGGAAGGCCAGGAGGAAGCCAUGGCCAAAUACGGCCACAUGACAGAGCUCCCAGAAUCCUCCUCUUCAGCGUCACGGCCCCUGUGGCAGGGGAGCCAGAGCAUAACUCCUCAGCCUGUGGAGGUGUGUGUGCGUUGUCUAAGAGCCACCAGAGACAAGCUACCCAGGGGCCUCUACGCUGUCAGUGUGGGCCUUCACAGCCGUCUCGGGGGUCCAGCUCUGGCCUGGUGCAGUAAGAAGGAUCUGCAACAAUACGCGACCUCCACCGAGCCAAUCGAGCAUCGGGGCCGCUUCUGCGACAUUGACCUGCACAUCAACCAGAGCCUGUUCAUGAUCUUACCUGCCGCCUGUGAGGUCGUUCCCGCCAUGGCGCUGGUAUUCCAACUGAUUGCUCUACCGGGAGACAGCAGCCACAUCAGCUCUGUGCUGGCUUGGGGAGCAUUUCCUGUUUGUGGUCUGAACCUGGGUCUCGUCCAGGGCAGGUUCAAAACCCCUCUGCUCAGGGGGGAGCCGAAUACACAACUGGACCAGUUUAAAAAGAUUGAAGCCGUCAUCUCCUCUGAUCUAGACCACUGGCUGUGCAACCUGUACUUUCAGGUAAAGAGGCUCCCUUCUGGAACGUCUGGUGGAUCAGAGCACUGCAUCCCAUUAUCGAUUCCCCAACCUAACCCCCCUGUCAUGCCCCAACCUGAGGUCCAUCAUGACCAAAACCAAGGUCAACUGCCACUCCAGCCCCAGCCCCCAUCACAGGCCCAGCUCCGUCAUCAGUUAUACCCUCAACAGCAGGCGCAUGCGGGCCCCAGCAGCAGAGCAGGAGAGCCUGCUGUGGUACACUCUCACCGGGGGUCGCCUCUCCACCUGUCAGCUGAUUCAGCUUGCUCUUCCUCAUCUCUGCCAGGGAAGAAUUCCUCCUCGGGAGCCAUUUCUAGAAACACGGCGGAGAAGGGUGAUCCAUGCAGAGAGAAGGCAGAGGGUGGGAUUCACUACAAGAAGAAGCCAAUCAAGAAGACAAAUAGCUGCGGCCCCAGCAUGAGCGGCAGCAGCGCGCCGCCUCGGCAGGCAGACAAACAGAAGAUGCAGCCUUCAAUGGAGAACCUCUCCACAGAGGAGAUGGAGGAGUAUACAUUCUCCCUACAAUCAGCGCCAACUGGAUCUGGUUCCUGCCCCUCACGCCUGUCCGACCGAGCCUGCCUGGCACUACGCAUGCUGCCGUCCGAGCUGGGCCUGCCGUUGCCGCGGCAACAACAGCCGCAUAGUAGCUGGCGUGGCUCCGUUCGGCAGCUCGGCCUCAUUAUGCUGCUGCUGGCUUUGAUGUGGUUUGUGAGGCUCUACCUGCAUUACUGCAGCCAGUGGCUCUACCUCCAGGCCAUAGCAGUUCCUGUCAACAAAUUCCAGUUCCACGCACACACGGUGGACCUCGUAUACCAGAGUUCCCUGCUCCACACCCGCGAGGAGCUGGCGAUGGUGGUGGUGGGUCCCCUGACCUUGAACGCAGUAACGUUCCUGCUGGUUCUGAUCAGAUGGGGCUGUCAACAGAUAUUUGGCUCACUCCCUUCCUUCACGUCAAAGUUUAUCAUGGCUCAGGGAGUGUGGACAGUCCUCGACCCCCUGGCAGUCUUUGCAGUGGACGCCGUCCUCGGGCGUCUUGCCUACAGUCCAGAUACACCGGUGGGUGACGCAGCCAAGCUUUACUGGCACUUCUAUCGCGCUGACCAAUCAGGUGCAGCAGGAGUGAUCAUCACCCUCUUCCUUUACGCUGUCCUCUUCCUGCUCUCCAUCACCAUCCUCACCAUUAACAUGCUCAGAUUCCACAACGACGGUCGCAUGCUGGAUGUCUUUCAGCGUCUCACAGCCAGAGAGGGGACGUACUUCCUUCCUCAGGACCUGGAGCUGUCCAAUCAGGAGCUGAGCUACAUUGUAAAGAAGGCAGAGCAGUGGAGAGGCUUCAAUGGGGAGAGGCGCAAGGUGGUGGUCUAUGACUAUAUCUGGACAGCAGAAGAUCCCUUGGCAGGCUCUGCAGGCCCUAGUGACCCCCCAAUGGAGGGUGCACCCCUACCAGAGGGCGAGACCAGCACCCAUGUGGCAGUCUACACCCUGUACCUGAGUGGGCUGAAACAAAGAUACAGACACUUUCUCCGACAACCGGAUGGGGCUAUCAUUGAGGUGAUUGGAGACAUGGAAGUUGUGGACAAUUCAUCCAGGAUGGUGCCAUGCGCGGGUCAGAGCUCUGCCAGCCGGAGAGAGGACAAGGAAGGUGCGCCACACCAGCCAAGGAAACGGAAGAAACUAUUUGGGCGGUCCCAUCGUGUUGAGCCGGUAGGAGGAAGCGGGUGUGGCUCCAGUUUUGCACUGCAAGAACUCCACCAAUGA